GCUACCUUCACUACCAACCCAACACACCUUUUUCAAAAUGGCAGUUAGUUGGAAGUUUGAAGUGCUUACAUUUCACUCUGCUGCUCUCAUGGAGCAUUUGAUUAAUAAGCUAACCUGUCAACAGCUUGACAUAUUGUUAAUUGGUUUAUUAGAAAUAUCAUUUCAAGGUGGAGAUUUUCUCAGGAGCUACAGAAACUCUCCAUAAAGAUCUCAAAGGGCCCAGGCCAGAUGGGCUAUGUAGUCCCUCUAUUGAGUUCUGGAUCUCUUCCCAGUUGGACAUACCCAGACCACCUUUCAACUCGAAGGAGCAACGGCUCUACUCCAAGCUCCCUCCGGAUGUCCGAGUUCCUAACCCUGUUUCUGAGGCUGAACCAGGCCACCUGGUGGAGGAUUGUAUCCCCAGAUCCCACUUCCCCACAACAGUCAGCUUGAAGAACGAGUCUUUUCUCGCUCCGCUUUGCUCCUGCUCUGUUGCAUUAUCAGAAGAUAUCGCAGUGGAGAAACUGCUCUCUCCACCUAGUGCUCGUCGGGGCCCGCAACCAUCACAGUGUCUGCUCAUGUUGAACAAAAUGGACAGAGGAGUAUCUAAAGGCUUAUCACUGGCAUUGUAUUACCCAGAAUUCCUUUUGCCUGUGUUAUUCUCAUCUCUCUCUCUCUGUCUCUCUGUCUCUUUCUCCCGCACGCUCCUGAUCCACAUUUGGCAUGGCUGGAUGGUCAUUUUGCCAGGGGAGAAUUGGAAGAGAUUGUGUGCGGCCCCCUUCAGUAUGUUCUCCCCUUCAAGUCUCUGGAUGUUUCCGUGCAGCAGAGAAGCGGCUAAAGCAACAGUCUAGAGAGAGAGGUAUCCGACGUGAGACCUGAUCCCCUCUUGUGGCAGACGUCUGUGCUGCACCCGGCAGAGGAUGCAGCUGGUUGUCAUGGCAGCAGUGUUGGCAGUGGCGGGGGCGUGGCAGGGCUGCGACUUCGACUGUCAUCAAACCAACAUCAGCAUCCCCGUGGAGAGCUGUGGCAACACCGAGUUCAUCGAGACCACCAUAUGUGCAGGACAGUGCUACCACGAGGAUCCGGUUUACAUCGGCCACGACGACUGGGUUGAACAGAGGACCUGUAACGGGGACUGGUCCUACGAGGUGAAACACAUUAAAGGGUGUCCAGUAGGUGUCACCUACCCAGUGGCCAGAAACUGCAAGUGUACCGCAUGCAACGCAGGGAGCACGUACUGUGGACGCUUUCCUGGAGACACAUCCAGCUGUCUGUCCUUUUAAAGAAACCGAUCAUCUAU
Molecule: messenger RNA, 1279 nt
Organism: Larimichthys crocea (large yellow croaker)
Lineage: Eukaryota; Metazoa; Chordata; Actinopteri; Sciaenidae
Product: gonadotropin subunit beta-1
Exons: 5
Coding region: 900-1262 (120 amino acids)
Biological process (GO): ovulation; G protein-coupled receptor signaling pathway
Cellular component (GO): cytoplasm; extracellular region
Molecular function (GO): hormone activity
Source: RefSeq, a predicted model, not a curated record